AUGGUGAGCAACGCCGUGCUCAUCGGAGACAAGCGCAAGUUCCUCUCGUGCCUGCUCACGCUGCGAGUCGUGAUGGACCCGGACACGCUGCGGCCGACCGACAAGCUCGACGCAAACUUCUUGCUCGCGAUGCAGGCGAUCGGCUCUUCCGCCACCACGGUAGCCGAGGCCAAGGCAGACCCCAAGCUGGCCAAGGCCGUCCAGGAAGGCAUCGACCGCGCCAACGCGGCCGCGGCGUCGCGCGCGCAGAAGGUGCAGAAGUUCGUCGUGCUGGACACCGAGCUCUCCGUGCCCGGAGGGGAGCUCACCGCCACGCAGAAGCUCAAGCGCGACGUCGUCGAAAAAAAGCGCUCAAGGCGCGCGGCCGGCAGAGGCGGAGUCCGGGUCAUGAAGUGGUGGAAGGCGGCCCCCUACCCAUUACAGUGUACAGAGUAG
This is a messenger RNA of Emiliania huxleyi CCMP1516, 435 nucleotides long. RefSeq lists its product as hypothetical. Lineage: Eukaryota; Haptophyta; Isochrysidales; Noelaerhabdaceae. Bases 1 to 435 code for a protein of 144 amino acids. The transcript is spliced from 2 exons. The record is from RefSeq and is a predicted model, not a curated record.